Messenger RNA from Spirometra erinaceieuropaei, 1149 nucleotides. The record is from the annotation of a GenBank genome assembly. Lineage: Eukaryota; Metazoa; Platyhelminthes; Cestoda; Diphyllobothriidea; Diphyllobothriidae.
AUGCGGUAUAAUCCCAUGACCCAAACAAAAGUUCUACAACGUGGAUCUGGUUUUAACACAACUGACGCCAACCCGGUCACCUUCAUUGCGUCUUUCGAAUCAGUGCUUCGUCAAACCGGCGUCACAGACGAGGUAAAGGACCUUCUUCGACAUCAAGUCUCUUCACUUUUCAUGUCGCACCGGAAAACCCAUUCCCUGCUAAGAGAUGAACAAAAGGCCCUAAGGGAGCUGAAAGCGGACACCGAAAUAGUUAUUCUGCCUGCUGACAAAGGCCGGUCAACCGUCAUCCUCGACAAGGUGGACUACCGACACAAAGCCCUCCUGCUCCUCAAGGAUCGAGAGACCUACAAAGUCAGCGACACCGCCGGUCAAAAGUCCCUAGUGGCAAAGGUUAACAGAAUUCUGGCUCGACUAAGAAUGGACAAGGUCAUCACCGCCAAAGACUGGUAUAUGGCAAAGCCCACAGAAACCGCUAUGGUGAGAUUCUAUGGUCUCCCAAAAGUUCACAAGCCAGAUGUUCCCCUCCGUCCUAUCGUCUCACUCCGAGGCACACCCACAUACGGGCUUGCAAGCUGGCUAUUUCAGAAGCCAAGAUUCCUAACUGCAGGCUCACAAACAACGGUGCACUCAGCAGAACAAUUCCUUGACAAAAUAAGGACAGUCACGAUCGAACCGAAUGAAAGGAUGGUGUCUUUUGACGUCGUCUCACUAUUCACGUCCAUACCACAGGCCCUUGCGGUCGAAACGCUGAGUGACCUGCUACGUCAAAAUUACGACGGGGGCGAUGGCCAGCCUACAGCUCAGGAUCUUAUAGAACUCAUGGUGCACUGCCUCAAGACAUUCUUUACCUUCGAAGGGACCACAUACGAGCAGAUCAAGGGCACUUCAAUGGGUUCACCAAUCUCCGGACUCAUUGCGGAGGCGGUUCUAAAAAAACUCGAGAGACGACUAUUCGAGGAGUACAAACCCAAGUUUUGGGCACGCUACGUUGAUGACACCUUCGUAAUCAUAGACCAGGAUAAAAUCAACUACUAUGCGGAAGUACUGAACUCAACCAUGCCCGAUCUACAGUUCACGAUGGAAGAGGAAGUAGAGGACAAACUUCCAUUCUUGGUGUUCUCGCCUGCCGCCAACCAAAUGGCGAAUUAG